Messenger RNA from Mauremys reevesii (Reeves's turtle), 2127 nucleotides. It is a transcript of the gene RAD9A, whose product is annotated as RAD9 checkpoint clamp component A. Gene Ontology annotation, biological process: DNA repair; DNA replication checkpoint signaling; cellular response to ionizing radiation. The coding region runs from base 352 to 1536 and encodes 394 amino acids. The transcript is spliced from 12 exons. Gene Ontology annotation, cellular component: checkpoint clamp complex. The record is from RefSeq and is a predicted model, not a curated record. Lineage: Eukaryota; Metazoa; Chordata; Testudines; Geoemydidae.
CACGUGCUCGCUAGCCGGGCCAGUACUGCUCCUCUCCGGAGACUUUGUCACGUGAAGAGAAGACUUUCCCCCCCUCCACGUGAUCCAUGAGCCAAUAGGACGGGCUAAGAGGCGGGGCCGAGGCCGGGCUCGGCCAAUAGGAAGACGGCCGGGGGAGGGGAGGUGGGUUGCCCCAGAAGCCGGCAUGUUGUACUGAUUACCCCCUGGCAGAGGACCCAGUGCAGCACCGAAGACACAGACUCUCCCCACCACAGGGCUGGAUUAUCUCGGGGUUCAUGGUGCUCUGACUGGGGUUGGGGUUUGACACCCCCCCCAAGAGUGGGGAGAGCCCAGCUGCAUUACUCUGUGGCCAUGAGGUGCCUUGUUACCGGGGGCAAUGUCAAAGUCAUAGGGAAGGCUGUGCACUCUCUGUCCCGCAUCGGAGACGAGCUCUACGUAGAGCCCACAGAGGAUGGGCUCUCCCUGCGUGCUGUGAACUCUUCCCGCUCAGCCUAUGCCUGCUUCCUGUUCGCCCCGCUCUUCUUCCAGCUUUACGAGGAGGGGAGCCUGGACCCUGAUGGGGAGACCUUCCGCUGCAAGGUCCUCAUGAAGUCCUUCCUGGGUGUGUUCCGCUCGCUGCCCUCCCUGGAGAAGAUGGUGGAGAAGUGUCUGAUUUCCCUGAACCCCCGGGCCAGCCGGCUGGUCGUGCAGCUGCACUGCAAGUACGGAGUCACCAAGACCCACAACUUGUCAUUCCAAGAGUGCGAGUUGCUGCAGGCUGUUUUUGACAAGGAGCUGUGUGCCAACACGCUGCGCGCCCCUGCCCGGGUGCUGGUGGACGCUGUGGUCCAUUUCCCGGUGACGCUGGCUGAGGUGACGCUGGGGGUCAGCCCUGCCGGGAAGGUGAGCUUCCGCAAUUACCUGGAUGAGGAGACAGAACCCAGCAGGACAAUGGUGACCGAGCUGUGCCUCUCCGAGGACGAGUUCCAGGAGGUCCAGGUGCAGCAGCAGUCUCAUGUCACCUUCUGCCUCAAGGAGUUCAGAGGUCUCCUGAGCUUCGCCGAGUCCUCCAACCUGCCCCUCAACAUCCACUUCGAUUCCCCCGGCAGGCCAGCCAUCUUCACUCUGUCGGACCCCCUGCUGGAAGUGCACCUGGUCCUAGCCACCUUGUCAGACCCCAACAGCAGCUCACAAGUCCACUCCACAACCUUGCAGGCCCGUCCAGCCAAUGGUGGCUUUCCCACGGCUACCCCUGAUGACGACUUCACAGGUGAUGACAUUGAUUCCUACAUGAUUGCUUUGGAGACCACAUGUGAAGAGGGGCCAGGGCUGCCCUCCAGCCCCACCUUUCCCCAGAGACGCCCCCAUCCAGGCGCUGCCCUGGAGUCAGAGAGCAGUGCCAUGGAGAGUGACCUGGAGGGGGCUGUGCCAGGGACCCCCCCACAGAAAAAGUUCCGCUCCUUGUUCUUUGGGUCGGUGCUGACCCCGUCUCAGGCUGGGACCCAUCCAGGGCCCAGCCAGGAUGUGCUGGCUGAGGACAGCGAGGGAGAGUCCUGAGAGGUCACCUUCUGCAGCCCAGCUCCAAGCCCCCUCCCCCCCAAAAAGUCCCCAAGAGCCUGCGUGGAGAAGCUGGACUUUACAACUUCAUCACCUCUGCUGGAGCACGGCAGGAAGACUAGGCGGGGCUGCUGCUUCUGAGCCACUGUGAAUAGACAUGGCCCUGUAAAUAAAGCUUUUAUAAUAAGUCUGCCGCCUGUAGAGCUGCUGCUGGGGCUGGAGAAGCUCAGCUCCCCCCUCUCCAUGGGCAGAACACCCCCAGCGGGUGGGGGGUGGGGUGCUGCAGGCAGGAUCCUUUCCCUCCUGCACCUUGCAGAGGCAGGGCCAGGAGUAGGAGGCAGGCUAUUCCAGCCCCCAACUGCCUCUUACUGUAGCCAAGCUCCCUGCUGCUUGCCUAGGUCCUACUUGCAGGGCUGGUGGGUUUGAGGCUGGGGCAGGGGGUGUAUCUAUCUCCCCCAGCUUGCCCUGUGGGGAUUGUCCUUGCUCAGGGUGAAUUCCUGGGAGCUGCUGGAGCUGGCUGUGAGGGGGCUGGCUAUGGAGCUGGGCUAGCAAUGGCUGCAGGCUGAGGCACACAGGAACCCUCUUACUGCC